Molecule: messenger RNA, 4050 nt
Organism: Octodon degus (degu)
Lineage: Eukaryota; Metazoa; Chordata; Mammalia; Rodentia; Octodontidae
Gene: Dsc2
Product: desmocollin 2
Exons: 16
Coding region: 1263-3968 (901 amino acids)
Biological process (GO): homophilic cell-cell adhesion
Cellular component (GO): plasma membrane; desmosome
Molecular function (GO): calcium ion binding
Source: RefSeq, a predicted model, not a curated record
UAGUUUUGAUUAUUACAAUUGUUCUGGCUCUGUGUUUCAUGGUAUUACAAUCACAGUUGUUUUCAAGAAUUGAAAUGUUAUUAAGCAUCAUGGUUCGCUUUUCAAGUAGGUUUUGCCCAGACGUCUCUGGGAAGACUUAAGCCAAACAAAACGGAAGAGACAAGUUUCUCUCUUGUGGUCAGACCUGCCUGGUUUAAGUCAGUCCUUGAAAAGAGGUUCAGUCAAGCGCGUGAGUCAGAAUGCCUUGUUGCUGCUUUCUGAAGAGCUGGAAGCGCCCAGCUUUUAUGCUUUAAUCUUCCUGGUUAUGUGCUGUUAUAAUUCAUCCACCUUAAGUGCACUUCAAGUCAAACUGUAAAUUACCCCAUUCCUUUUCACUACUUCUCACGGCAAGCAAACUCUGGUUUGAUGGCAGUGAAAAGAUGUUAAGGGGCUGAAUGUGGGAGGUUAUAAGAAGGCCUGCGUUCGGAGGCCGUAAUGGGGACGGUUCUGGGGGAGAAUCGGUUGCCUUCACGAAGGACCUAAACGGAUGCAUGUUCCCUAGUGACACAGUCUCGCUUUGGUUAUUUUGCCAUAUUGUUAUUCCUUACCUUUAUGGAUCUAAUUCAUGCUGUUAAGUAAUGGUCAUUUUCUUGUAUUAUUUUCAUAUUGAGUAUGACAUUUCUAAGUCAAGCUCUCGAAGAAUGGUUUGCCCCAGCGGUCAGUGCCGCUUGAACUGCGUUUGGAUGUCUGUCGGAAUUUCAUUUCAGUAGAGACUGAAAACAGCCUCCUGCAGUCAUCUGGAGGUGGGCCUCAGGCAGCGGUGACGAACCGGGCGACCUCCGCAGCUGGGGCGGUUUCUGUGGUCCGCGGGCGGUGGGCUGGGCGGGGCGCGCGGCUGAGUGCGGCCCCGGCAGGCCUCGAGGGGCAGGGCGAGCUGCUGACCCGCCGCGCGGACCGGGCGGGAGGCGCGGGCCAUAUAGGUGGCGCCCCGAGGGAGAAGCACUUCGCAGCUGCAAGGGUGGCGGCGAGAGGGAGUGCCCACCUGUUGAGCUCUUAAAUGAGGACGGGAAAAUAGCAAGGAGGGGCGGAUCACCGGUGUCUCGGACUCGCCUGGAGCCCCACCCUCGGCCCGAGGAAAAGCCCCUGGGCGGCGGCAGGUGCUUCAGAGAGGGCGAGAAGGAAGGCGCUCGCCCGGGACUCCCGCGCCGCGGACCCAGCCUGCACCUGCGAACCCCUGCCCGCGCCCCGCCGCGACCUGCCUGUCCCCAACCCCCCUCCGCCCCAUGGCGGCGCUCGGGCCCGCGCGCUCCUGGAGCCGAGCCCUCUGCAGGCUGCUCCUGCCGACUCUCACGAUCUUAACAUUUGCCUGUGAUGCCUGCAAACCAGUGGUACUGUAUGUUCCUUCCAAACUGGAUGCUGAGAAAUUCAUUGGUAGAGUCAACCUGGACGAGUGCUUUCGAUCUGCAAAUCUAAUUCAUUCAAGUGACCCUGAUUUCCAAGUUUUAGAAGAUGGAUCUGUCUACACCACAAAUGCUGUUCUUUUAUCCUCACAGAAGAGAGAAUUUAUCGUAUUACUUCUCAACACAGAGAGCCAUGAAGAAAAGACGAUUUCUGUCUUUUUAGAGACUCAAAUAAAGGUACAAGAAGAAAAACACUCUACAGAACAGCUUCUGAGACGUUCCAAGAGAAGAUGGGCUCCUAUUCCUUGCUCAAUGGUAGAGAAUUCUUUGGGGCCGUUCCCGCUGUUCCUACAACAGAUCCAAUCUGACACAGCCCAAAACUACACCAUAUACUAUUCCAUCAGUGGGCCUGGAGUUGACCAAGAACCUCGAAAUUUAUUUUAUGUGGAGAGAGAUACUGGAAACCUGUACUGUCGAGGCCCGGUAGAUCGUGAGCAGUAUGAGUCUUUCCAGCUGGUUGCCUUUGCGACAACUCCGGAUGGGUACACACCAGAACUUCCAUUGCCAUUGGUAAUCAAAGUGGAGGAUGAAAAUGAUAACUACCCAAUUUUUACAGAAACAACAUACAUUUUCACAGUUUUUGAAAAUUGCAGAGUUGGCACUACCGUGGGGCAGGUCUGUGCGACUGACAACGAUGAGCCCGACACGAUGCACACACGCCUGCGGUACUCAAUCCUGGAGCAGCAGCCGGCGCGACCCACGCUUUUUACCAUGCACCCAUCCACAGGCGUGAUCACCACAACAUCAUCUCAGCUCGACCGAGAGGUACUUGAUACAUACCAGUUGAAAAUAAAAGUACAAGACAUGGAUGGCCAACAUUUUGGUUUGCAGACGACUGCCACGUGUAUCAUAAACAUUGGGGACGUGAAUGACAACUUGCCAGCCUUUACCCGCACUUCUUAUGUGACGUCAGUGGAAGAAAACACAGUUGAUGUAGAAAUCUUACGUGUUACUGUUCAGGAUAAAGAUUUAGCUAACACUGCUAAUUGGAGAGCUAAUUAUACCAUUUUAAAGGGCAAUGAAAAUGGACGUUUUAAAAUUAUAACUGAUCCCCAAACCAAUGAAGGAGUUCUAUGCGUGAUCAAGCCACUGGAUUAUGAAGAAACACAACAGGUAACACUGGAAAUCGGGGUAACUAAUGAGGCGCCAUAUACCAGAGACCUUACUUCCCAACUAGUGACUAGCACAGCGACAGUUACAGUUAUGGUGAAAAAUCAGGAUGAGGGUCCUGAGUGCAGACCUCCAACCCAGACUGUUCGUAUUAAAGAAAAUGCACCAGUGGGGACCCAGAGCGACGGCUACAAAGCAUAUGACCCAGAAACAAGAAGCAACAGUGGCAUAAGGUACAGAAAAUUAAGUGAUCCCAGAGGGUGGGUCACUCUUGAUGAAAAUUCAGGAUCGAUCACACUUCUCCGAAAUUUGGAUAGAGAAGCAGACUCUAUCCACAAUGGCGUAUACAGCAUUACAGUCCUCGCGUCAGAUCAAAAUGGAAAAAGUUGUACUGGAACCUUAGGAAUUAUCAUCGAGGACGUGAAUGAUAACGGCCCAUUCAUACCUAGGACUGUAGUGACCAUCUGUAAGCCCACCAUGUUCUCCGCAGAGAUUGUUGCUGUUGACCCAGAUGAACCCAUAAAUGGCCCACCAUUUGACUUUAGUUUGGAAAGUUCUGAUUCAGAAGUACAGAGACUGUGGAGACUGACAAGAAUUAAUGACACGGCAGCGCGUCUUUCUUACCAGAAUGACCCUCCGUUUGGGUCCUACGUGAUGCCGGUGCGAGUUACAGACAGACUCGGCCUGUCCUCGGUCACUUCGCUGACAGUCCGGCUGUGCGACUGCGUGACCCCAGCGGAGUGCGAUGUGCGCUCCAUGGAGCGGCAGGGAGGCGGCGCGGUGCGGCUGGGGCCGUGGGCCAUCCUGGCCAUCCUGCUGGGCGUGGCGCUGCUGUUCUGUGUCCUGUUUACAUUAGUGUGUGCGGCUUCGAGGGCAACCAGAGAAGUGAAAGCACUUCCCGACGAUUUAGCCCAGCAGAACCUGAUCGUGUCAAACACCGAAGCUCCUGGAGAUGACAAAGUGUAUUCCACAAAUGCCUUCACGACCCAUACCAUGGGCGUUUCUGGUCAGGGAACCUGUGGUGCAGUGGGAUCUGGAGUCAGAAACGGCGGGCAGGAGACCAUAGAGAUGGUGAAAGGAGGACAGCAGACCGUGGACGCCUACCGGGGUGCUGGGCACGUCCACACCCUGGAUCGCUGCAGGGGGGGACAUGUGGAGAUGGAGAACUCUCGGUACACGUACUCCGAGUGGCACAAUUUCACCCAGCCCCGACUUGGUGAAAAGGUGCACCUGUGUGACCAAGACGACAACCACAGGCACGCUGCAGACUACGUCCUUCCGUACAACUAUGAGGGCAGGGGGUCGGCGGCUGGCUCUGUAGGCUGCUGCAGCGACCGACAGGACGAAGACGGCCUUGAGUUUUUGGAUCAUUUAGAACCGAAAUUUAGGACACUAGCAGAAGUAUGCAUGGAGAGAUGAACAGAGUCCAGUUAGUCAACAAAAGGCAGUGGCGUUAGCAUCUAUCUUUUCUCCUUUUAAUUACAAACCAAGAAUUAAACAA